This is a messenger RNA of Anolis carolinensis (green anole), 1657 nucleotides long. It is a transcript of the gene ccndbp1, whose product is annotated as cyclin D1 binding protein 1. The record is from RefSeq and is a predicted model, not a curated record. Lineage: Eukaryota; Metazoa; Chordata; Lepidosauria; Squamata; Anolidae. Gene Ontology annotation, cellular component: nucleus. Gene Ontology annotation, biological process: regulation of cell cycle.
CCUCUCAAGGGGCGAGAUUUUCUCUGGGCGUUUCCAGGGCAACGCCUUUCCCCAGAGGAUCACGGACUCAGGGUGGGAAGGUCCACCAUUGCGGCCUGAACUCAAGGCAAAAAGACGCCUCCCCUCAGAAGCCUUCCAGGCGGGAGUGAGGGCGGAUCCGGAAGUGCGUCACCCGCUACGGAAGCCCGGGUGCGGGGUUCUCGUGCGAGAGAGGCGGCGAUGUCGUGCGUCCCUCUGGAGGCGCUGCGCGGGGGCCUGGAGGCGGCGCUGUCGGGGCUGCGAGGCGGAGAGGCCGGGCGGAGCGGCGACGGAGGCCGGGAGGAGCCAGAACAGCAGCAGCAGCAGAAGGAGGAAGAAGAGGCCGCCUUCGACCCCGGAGGCUUCUGGGCGGCCCUGGGGGGCGCCUUCGAGGCAGCCUCUCGAGAGGCCUCCGCGCUCAGCCUGGCCUUCUCUCGCCCGCCAGCGCCGCCCCCUCAGGAUCAGGAGCAGCUGGCGGACAGGGCUCUCGGGGCGGUCCUGGCAGCGGCCUCCAUCUAUUACCGCCUCCCCAAGAGCCAAGGGACCACCCUGCGCAAAGCGGUGCGUGAUGCCACUGUGGAACUGGCAGAGGGCAUGAUCCAGCUCACAGAGAUCCUGCUCCGGAAGCCUGUGCAGAGCGUCUCUCGGGAGCAGCUCAUCUCUACUGGAAGCAUCUGGGAAGCCUGCGACCGGGCCUCUGCGCUCCCUCGAGAUAACCAGGCAGCGGUGGCUUUGGCCAUUUCCUCCUGCCUUGGGAUCGUGAAGGACGCUUUGGAGGAGAUGGAGCAGGCGCAGCAGGAGGGGGCGGACCCCUACGGCGAUGUCCUAGAGGACGAGGAGCUGGGCUCCCGGGGCAACCGGGACGUCUACUGGUCGGAGGCUGACCGGAGGCUGCUGGGCCCCUGCCUGGGGCUGGUGAAGGCCGCCAAGGCCUGCCUGAAGAAGGUCCUGGGGGCCGUCCGGGCACAUGGCCAAGCGGAUGCAGCCGAGCGGGUGGCACAGCUGGAUGAUCUGGCCGACAUGGCCGCCGACGUCAGCCCCAGUGUGGACGAACUGGCUUUGAGCACCUAUCCACCUGUGAACCAGCUGUCUGUGCGGCUUAACGCGGCCAAACUGGCCUCUGUGCUGAAGAAGAUGCUGGAAAUUGCCAGGUCCAGCCACGUCUGCCCCCCGUCAGAAGAGGGCUGGGUGAAGUUCCUUCUGGGCGCAGUGGAUCACAACCUGGACAGAAUCAAGAGCUUGACCCAAAGCCUUGUUUGAGGAGGAAGGGCGAGAGAAAAACCUAUCGGGUCUGGACUUUCAGAACUGGACUGCACCAAAGACCCCGCCCCCAGCUGGCCCAUGUAAUGUCUAUGGAAGGAGCAGGGGCUGCAGACCCUUGCGGAGGGCAGGGGCUUGGGUUUGUGUCUGGUGGGUGCGGGGGCACCAAGGUCAAUACAGGGCAGGCGAGGCUCCCCUGGGCCUCGAUCCUGCCCAGAAGGAACAUCCCUGUCACCUUGAUUGGGAGAACAGUGUCUUUAUUCUACUCCAGCUUGUGUACUCGGCGAUGUCCGGGUUAUUUGAAAAGGGCAUAGUUUGAUUUUGGACGUUGGGUCAUAUCAUUUUGGUCAUAUGUUAUGCUAUUAAAAAAAACUCAGUA